UUGAAAGCUGAGGUGAGUGAGCAUCGAGACUGCAGGUACUUUAACCUAGAACCCUUUCGGACCCGUCCCAGUCCCAGCGAUUGCACCGCCCCCACCCCUGCUCUUGUGCAGACCCACACCCUCCUUGCUAUUCGAUGCAUCCACAACCACGAUCCCACGCCUGUCCAGUCCGGUUCCGCCCCGCCCGGUCCAGUCCCAAGGAGGCACUGGGAAGGCGCUGGAGGUUCUUUCUCUCUCUCUCUCUUGCCCGUCGUGCCCGUCUCCCGUCUUGUGGCAGGACCGACUGACGCUGCUGGCCAGUGCCUGCCUGUCUGCCUGCCUGUCCGGGUGAAGUCUGGUCUGCGCUCCGCACCUGCCACCCACAAUGGAAGUUGGCAAGCGCAAGUUCGACAUCUGGUCCCUGUCGCGCGCUGCUCACCACCGUCCACGCCGUGCUCCUCACGCUCGACCCGUCCAAUACCACCCAUGUCACCCGCCCAGUUCCAGUCCUGGUCCCUGUCACUGGUCAUGGCCUCUCGGGUCCCCAGUCUUUCUCUCAUCCUAUUCUCUCUCGCUGGCUGGUGCUCUAUUCACUUUGCCGCCGCCGCCUGGGCUCUUUUGCUCUGCCACCACUGCUACCUUACCACCGUACUUCCCGCCUGCUUACUCGGCUCCUGCCAACCACGCCGAAAACACUCAAAGUCCAAGGCUGCUCCGCUGCUCGGCUUCGACCUGUCACCUCGCCUCUUCUUCUCCUCUUCCUUCCUAUUCCUAACUAUCCCAACAGCCCCCUCACCUUUCCUACUACUUACUACAACCUACAGUGACCCGCCUCGUCCGCCAAUCUCUCACGAUCACGAACUGCCUCACGACCACGCCUAA
Messenger RNA from Colletotrichum abscissum, 861 nucleotides. RefSeq lists its product as uncharacterized. The annotation marks the transcript as partial. The transcript has a single exon. NCBI's taxonomy places the organism in Eukaryota, Fungi, Ascomycota, Sordariomycetes, Glomerellales, Glomerellaceae. The record is from RefSeq and is a predicted model, not a curated record.